AUGCAAGAUGCUGAUUAUCAAUUGUAUACAGAUAGCGUAGCAGCGGAAGUGAUGCUGGGACGCAUACCAAGUGAAGAAAUCAAAAAACGUGCUCGGGAUGCAUUGGAUUCAUUUGGCUUGACUCAAUACAGUGAUCGCCAUCCAGCAUCGUUGUCGGGUGGGCAAAAGCAGCGGGUCACGCUUGCUGCGGCUUAUUGUGCCGACGUACCACUUGUCAUAUUAGAUGAGCCGACAAGCGGCCUUGACGGAGAUGGAGUUCUCACCGUUGCAAAUUGGACCCGGCAGCUAGCUGCCCAAGGGAAAACCGUUCUCAUCAUUUUACACGACUCUUUACUGGUUGAUUUGGCCUGUGACGAGCUAAUUGAAUUGGCGGGCGAAAAGGAAGGGCUGCUGAUAUGGGCAACCCUUUUUUCUUCGCUCAGCGUGCUUUUGUCUUUGCUGCCGUACCUGUCUGUCUAUUAUGUGCUCGUGUAUUUGUUGGAGAAUGCAGCUUCGGUUACUUCAGAUUUAAAUAAAGCCCAGUUGAUCCGAUAUGCUUUUAUGGGUCUUGGCGGUCUAGUACUCGGGCUCGCUUCAAUGUACAUCGGCGGAAUGUGUUCGCACGUCGCAGCUUUUCGUAUCCUGUAUGGCAUUCGCAUGCGAUUGACCGAACAUAUCGCUAAAUUACCGCUAGUACUUGAUGAAGCUACCGCUUUCGCUGAUCCUGAAAACGAGUAUAAGAUGCAAAUAGCUAUGCAAGAGUUGAUUCAUUGGGAAAACAGUGAUUAUGAUUGCCCAUCGGCUAUCGACGAUUCGUCACGCACA
This is a messenger RNA of Mesorhabditis spiculigera, 804 nucleotides long. The record is from the annotation of a GenBank genome assembly. NCBI's taxonomy places the organism in Eukaryota, Metazoa, Nematoda, Chromadorea, Rhabditida, Rhabditidae.